Messenger RNA from Amphimedon queenslandica, 2516 nucleotides. RefSeq lists its product as uncharacterized. The transcript has 3 exons. Lineage: Eukaryota; Metazoa; Porifera; Demospongiae; Haplosclerida; Niphatidae. Gene Ontology annotation, biological process: signal transduction. Bases 330 to 2516 code for a protein of 728 amino acids. Gene Ontology annotation, molecular function: protein binding; GTP binding; GTPase activity. The record is from RefSeq and is a predicted model, not a curated record.
UGCAACAAAAAUUCAGAGUAUGAUGUCUGCCUGGAUGUAGCAAUUAAAGAAAAACAUUCUCAUGUUGUCAAAUACCUUGUGAAUCAAUGGGGCAAAAAAGAAGAUUUAUUCAAAAAAUUGUAUGAAGUAACUCGUUCACGUAGCUAUUUUAAAGUGGACUUUUUGAUUACUGAUUGUAAAGUUGACCCAACAACUACAAAUAGCGAAGGAAGAACUCUAUUGCAUUACGCUGCAGAAGACAUUUUUAGUAUUGAAGGCUUAAGAGUUGUACAAUGUCUUCUUGCAGCUGGACUUGAUCCUCUGAAAACAGAUGAUAAAGGGAUACACCAAUGACCAUUGCUGGUAGGAGUAAAAAUAAGAAGGCAACUAAAAUUUUUUUUGAUGCAUUCGCUAAAACGAAAACAAUGUAUCCUGUUGAUUCAUACGUAAAUGUUUUCAUAGUAGGAAACAGUGGAGCUGGUAAGAGCACGCUCAGUAAGGUAAUUGAAAAGACUGGUGGUUCUAUGCCCAAUGUAGCAAGAUACGUUGAUAAAAAUGAAGUUAAACCACUUACUGCAGGUAUUGUUCCUAUAAAUAUUAAAAAGCACGGCCAACUUCAAAAUAUUGUUCUCCAUGACUUUGCUGGCCAAUCACAGUACUACUUAAGUCACACUGCUGUUAUUGAGAAUAUCCUACAAGGAGCAGCUGCCGUUAUCAUUAUUGUAGUUGAUGUGUCAAACAGUGACUAUUUGAUACACCUUAAGCAAUGGCUAGCAGUUGUGAGAGAACAAAUGCGAAAAGCAAUAGAUGAUUGCAAAUUAAUUGUAGUUGCAAGCCAUGUUGAUCUUCUAAAUUCUGAAGAUGAGAAAGGGAAAAUUAGAGGAAACAUUAAAAAGGAACUUCCUAAAAAUGAUGAUGUUAUUAUAUAUUUAGACUGCCGGAGGCUUAAUGGAAACAACUUAACUUCAUUUUUCAAGCAAUUAAAAAGUGCCUGUAGCUAUAUUCGCAAUAAUAACAAAAGAUCAUUGACAUUGUAUUGCCACAUGAUGUACAAAUUACUUCAAGAAAGUGAAAAAGAUAUUUUAGCUUUAAGUGACAUUGCUCACGAUGUAGCAACAAAAGAUGAUCAAUUUUUUCUACCCACUCAUGAUGGCAAACAGAUCCUUGGUAUAUUGUCAUCAUUGCAUUCAACGGGUUUAAUUUACUAUCUCAAUUGUGAAGAUGACGAUGAAGAAGUAUGGACACAUGAUGAUACAUAUAUUAAAGUUGCCACAAAUUGCAGGAUAUGGGUCAUUAAAAAUAAGCAAGUACUUUUGCAACAUGUAGAUGGCAUCCUUUUUUCACCAUUUGAAGAAAGCAAAAUUCCUAAUAAUGGCGUCAUUACUGUUUCCAAACUUGAAAAAGAGUUCCCAGAAUAUGAUUCUAUAAUGCUAAUUAGCUUCUUGGAAAGCAUGGGACUAUGUCAUAUGGUGUCUCCAUUUUUUUUGGUACAAACCAAUCUUGUGGAAAAAGGUCAAUAUAUUCGUCUAAAAGACAUACUUUGUCUUUUUUUUCCAUCAUCUGUUACCAUAGAAAAGCCAAUAAGAUUAAUACCUCAUGAAUUUACAUUUGGAUGGUACCUGCAAUGUACAAAUCUUCAUGAUUUAUUUCCACAGCGUUUCUUCAAUUCUCUAUUAUUGCACUUCACUAUGAAAUACCCUGUUGAAGAAGCUUGCAAAAUUGGAUAUGAUAAGUACCAGUGUUCAUUUUGGAAGAAUGGCUUAAAAUGGUCUGAUAGGAAUGGCAUUACUACAUUGCUAGAACUUGUUGAUGAAAAUCAAUGUGUUUUAGUUUUGAUGUCAUGCAACAAAGGGGCGCAAGAAUCAAAUAUGGUUUUACUGAGAAGACGAUUAAUUCACGAUAUUUUUGACAUGCAUAGAAAAUUUUGUGGUACUCUGGAUACAGUAGCAUUUGUUAUUGAUCCUGAAAAAUUACAAUACCCUAUCGAUAAACCAAAAACAAGAGUAGCGUACUUUGUUGAAAACUUUAUAAAAUUGGGGAAACAUGAUUUCAUCAACCCAACAGUCCAAACCAAAGGUGCACCAGCAUCAGAUGGGAAACAAGUCUGUGAUGUACUGCCCUAUGAAUCAGAUUAUGCAAAUCUUUCAAUAUUUGGUGGGUAUGAACCAAAUGACAAGGCAGGGGAUGGAGAAAAUUUUCAUUAUCGAAGAACAAGAACCCAUAAUGUAAAAGGUGAUAAAAAAGGAGAACUGGACACUGAAGAUUUGAAUUACAUUAUCUACACAUUGACACAAUAUGGACUUCCUGAACGUCAUUGGAAAAAACUUGGCUCUCAUUUGGGACUUGAUGAUUCUACACUUGAAGAAAUUAAUGAAGGAUAUGGAGCUUUACCAGAAUGCUUUAAAAAAUGUCUGCAUACUUGGCUAAAAACAAACAGCACAGAGCAACAAGACAAAUCAUGGGCAUCACUUGCCAAAGCUUUAGAUGACAUAGGACAAGGGGAAGUUGCUGAAAAGAUUAGAAACAAUCAGCUAUAA